CCACAUAAAGGAAACCAGACCCACUAGAGUACAUGUCGAGAGUCUGCAGCACAACGAGAGACUGAUCAGAUCAGCUGUCACAUGGUGGAGAAACAGUCCUGCGACUGAGGUGAAAGAUUGGAGCUUGAAAGAAACCGGGUUACAAAAAUCUUUCUCCAUGUUCGCAGUGACUCCCUCCAGUCCCACCAGUCUCACGACGCCGGCUCUGGUCCAGUUCCAGCUCGGCCUCUUCAGGGAGGUGGUUCGAGUCCCCGCCAGCAACCGGAGCUAUCGCCAUGCCAAGAGGCUGGCUGCAGACAUCAUAGAGCACAAGGCUCCAGACUACAACGUGGUCGGUGUCGGGGAGAAGAUUCUUCUGUUCAGACAUCAGUCGGCCUCGGAGCAGCUGCUGCAGCGUCUGACGGACCAGGACGAGCUGCAGGAUGGAGACUUCAUCGAGGUCAUCAUCGCAGGAUCAGCCUCGGUGACCGAGAUGAGGAUCCGUCCACACACACUGGUGGUCCAAUCGUACCGGACUCCCACUUUCUGCCACCACUGUGGAGAAAUGCUGUGGGGCCUCGUUCGGCAGGGACUCAAAUGUGACGGUUGUGGACUGGACUUUCAUAAACGUUGUGCUUUCCAGUUGCCCAAUGACUGUAGUCGAGCGCGGCGUCAGGUUAGCACAAGCCUCUCCCUGUUUCCUCCCCGACGACCCCGAACCCACUCACUGUCCAAUCAGGCCGGAGGCAGCCUGGAAGAGAUCAGCAUGACCAAACCCUCGUCCAGGCCCCCGUCCUGGGCAGAGCCCCCCGUCUGGCUGGGAAUCGGCUACGGCGACGUGAGCAAGGCUCAGGUCCCUCACACCUUCCACAUCCACAGCUACACCAAACCCACCGUGUGCCAGUACUGCCACCGGCUGCUCAAGGGGCUCUUCAGACAGGGGCUGCAGUGCUCAGACUGCCGGUUUAACUGCCACCGGCGCUGUGAGCUGCUGGUCCCCAGAGACUGUCCAGGAGAGAGGAGGGGCCUCAACGGGGAAAGUGAGCCGGCGCUCCCUGGAGAAUCCACAGCAGCGGGUCACAGCUGCCCACCAGAACCAGAUGACGGUGAUUCAGAGCUCACCAGCACGACAACACUAGAACUCUCUGACGAUGAGAUGUCCACAGACGGAGACUGGACGGCUGAGACGAAGGAGGACGAGCAGCUACGGGAACCGAUGAGUCCGUGUUUCAGCAGCAACAUCCCUCUGAUGAGGCUCAUCCAGUCGGUGCAUCACUCAAAGAAGAGAGCAGGUGGAGUCCUGAGAGAGGGAUGGCUGCUGCAUCACACCAACACUGACACACUGAGGAAACGUCAUUACUGGAUCCUGGACUGGAAGAGCAUCACUCUGUACCAGAACGAGAGCAGCACCAAGUACUACAAGGAGAUCACUCUGUCCGAGGUGCUGCAGGUCCGAGGCCCCGCCCAGCUCACCGUCCCCUUGUUGCCGGGCAACAGCGCCCACACCUUGGAGGUGGAGACAUCCUCGCUGGUGUACUGCGUGGCGGCCGGAGGGAGCGGUGCGGCCUGGGAGAGCGCCAUCCGUCAGGCUCUGAUGCCCGUGCAGAGCAGCGGGGGAUGCGGCGAGGAGAGCCGGGAUAAAGAUUCAUGCAGUGACGGCGUGGACAUCAGCUCGGUGUAUCAGAUCUACACAGACGAGGUGCUCGGCUCGGGACAGUUUGGAGUCGUGUACAAAGGUACUCACAGGAAGUCGGGUCGGCCGGUCGCCAUCAAAGUCAUCGACAAGACGCGUUUCCCCAACAAACUGGAGAGACAGCUGAGGAACGAAGUCGCCAUCCUACAGAAUCUGUCCCACCUCGGUGUGGUUCUGUUGGAGGGGAUGUUUGAGUCGGUGGAGUACGUCUUCGUCGUCAUGGAGAAGCUCCACGGAGACAUGCUGGAGGUGAUCCUGUCCAGUGAGCGAGGCCGACUCCCUGAACGCAACACCCGCUUCCUGGUCGCUCAGAUCCUGGAGGCUCUGCGGUAUCUGCACUUCAAACACAUCGCUCACUGUGACCUCAAACCUGAGAACGUGCUGCUGGCCUCUGCGGACCCUUUUCCUCAGGUGAAGCUGUGCGACUUCGGCUUCGCCCGCAUCAUCGGAGAGAAGUCCUUCCGGCGCUCGGUGGUGGGCACGCCGGCCUACCUGGCGCCCGAGGUGAUCAGCAACAGCGGCUACAACCGCUCCCUGGACAUGUGGUCCGUGGGCGUCAUCAUGUACGUGAGCCUGAGCGGCACGUUCCCCUACAACGAGGACGAGGACAUCAGACAGCAGAUCACCAACGCCGCCUUCAUGUACCCACGACAACCGUGGGCCUCCAUCUCUCUGGAGGCUGUGAGUCUCAUCAAUAACCUGCUGCAGGUGUCGGUCAGACGGAGGUUCAGCGUGGGAAAAACACUGGGACACCCGUGGCUGCAGGACUUCCAGCUGUGGUGUGACCUCAGGGGGUUCGAGCAUAAGGUGGGCUUGAGGUAUCUGACGCACUGCGGUGACGAGGAGCGCUGGAUACGCUACGCCCAGGAGAGAGGCCUGGACUACCCGCCCAACCUCUGCUGGGACCCCGACAAAUACCCCGACAUGUGACCCCAACACGGAGGGUUAAAGAUCGUAACCCAUGGAGAUGAGGCAGGCACGGAAGUCGUCUGGAUCCAUCAUGCCGUUUCUCUUCUGCAGGGAAAAACACAAUUGUGUUAUAAAAUGACUAAAUUCCCAGAAUCAUAGUUACAAUGCCCAUGUUUUUAUUUUCUUAAUUGUGCUUGAAUAUUAAGCAUUAAUUGGAGUAUUUAAUUUUAAGUUAAAAAAAACAAAACAGAUGUGUCAGAUUGAUUUUCAAUGUUUAAAAAUAAAAAUAUAAGUUCCAUCUUUAAGUGAAUGCUUCUGUAUGUCAUUAAGCCUAAUUUACACCAAGAUCCAGUUAGA
This is a messenger RNA of Anoplopoma fimbria (sablefish), 2938 nucleotides long. It is a transcript of the gene prkd4, whose product is annotated as protein kinase D4. The record is from RefSeq and is a predicted model, not a curated record. NCBI's taxonomy places the organism in Eukaryota, Metazoa, Chordata, Actinopteri, Perciformes, Anoplopomatidae. Gene Ontology annotation, molecular function: ATP binding; protein serine/threonine kinase activity. Gene Ontology annotation, biological process: protein phosphorylation. The coding region runs from base 158 to 2602 and encodes 814 amino acids. The transcript is spliced from 20 exons.